CCCUCUUUCCAUGAUGACAAAUUUAGCUUCUCCAUUCUUCCAAGUUCCAUCUUCUCAAUUAUAUAACCAACCCUUCUUCCACCCUCUUAAACCAUUACAAGUUUUCUCAUCUUCAUAAGCUAAAUAAAAACUAGAUAAUCUUAACUCUUAACCAUGGUUCUUUCACAAAUUGACUAUUUUUUUGCGGAGGAGACAUCAACUUCUCCCUUGUUUGGUUUCAUAGACCUUUUCCUAGGUUUAACAUUUUUCAACAAAAUCCACAAGUUUUUCUCAAGUUUAUGGUUUUUCCUUUUCUGUCAACUUCAAUAUGGUAGCUCCUCAGAGGUAAGAGUGGAGAAGAAGGUUUCAGAAUCCAAUGAGCCAAAUGCUGGGAGAGAAAGUGGUGAGAUGAUAGAAAGAGAUGAAGUGAAAAUGGUGAUGGAAAGAAUGGGAUUUUUUUGCAGCUCAGAAAGUGAGGAACUUGAUGAAAAGUAUGGUUCCAAGGAGCUUUGUCAAGUGUUUGAGGAGAAUGAGCCAAGCUUGGUGGAAGUGAAGCAAGCUUUCGAUGUUUUUGAUGAGAAUAAAGAUGGUUUUAUUGAUGCAAUGGAGUUGCAAAGAGUUCUUGUUAUUUUGGGAUUGAAACAAGGAUCAGAGUUUGAGAACUGUGAAAAGAUGAUCAAGAGAUUCGAUGAGAAUCAAGAUGGAAGAAUUGAUUUCAUUGAAUUUGUAAAUAUUAUGAGAAACCAGUUCUGCUGAUUUGUUUGUUCCUUUGUUUAAGGAUGUUCAUUAAUAUAAUAUAAUAUUAUAUAAUGAUUUUAGACGAAUAA
This is a messenger RNA of Lathyrus oleraceus (garden pea), 806 nucleotides long. Its product is annotated as probable calcium-binding protein CML46. The transcript has a single exon. The record is from RefSeq and is a predicted model, not a curated record. NCBI's taxonomy places the organism in Eukaryota, Viridiplantae, Streptophyta, Magnoliopsida, Fabales, Fabaceae. The coding region runs from base 154 to 735 and encodes 193 amino acids. Gene Ontology annotation, molecular function: calcium ion binding.